CAUAUUUAGAUAUGAAAAACCAGCUAAAAUAUUAGAAUUAAGCUAAUUAAUAUUUAAACACUUUGAAGUAGCAAAAUUAUUAAGUGUCUAUGGCACUUAUCUAUAAGUUAUUAUGUUAUAUACUUAAAACAGAUAUAGGUGGGAAAAAACAGUACCUACAUACGAUUAAUGAGUGGGUCUUAAAACGCAUUUUUAGUUUUUACACGUACCUAUCUGUUCGAAUGAGUUAUCGUGGAGAGUUAAUUAAUAGGUAGUGGAAGACGUGCAUUAUAAUUAAGAUUUUUUUACCGUUUCAAGCUAUUAAUUAAUUGGUCUAUUUAUAACUAAAUUGAUUAUUUUUUUCGUGAUAUUAGGCAAGUGAACACAAAGGAUAUUUGAAGUUCCAUUUAUUACAUAUCUCGAGCUAGAGCUGUUUAACCGGAGUCCGAUAAAUAAUUUGAGUUGAACAAUGCUUUUUUGAUUCGUCAAUAAUACUUUUUAUAUGACCAUGUUUACCGCCAAUUGGUGGAUAAAUUUCAUUACGCCAUGUACAAUAAUAGUUACGAUCGCCUAUUAUUUCUGCGUGUCGACCUUUAAGAAAUGGGAACAGCUCAACGUGCCUUACAUUAAACCAAUUCCGUUGUUUGGAAACUUAUUGAAUGUGGCUUUGGGAAAAGACCAUCCGUUGGAUUUUUACAACAAAAUCUAUCACAAGUUCGCCGCUCACAAAUAUGCAGGAGUGUUCCAGAUGAGGACGCCGUAUUUAAUGGUUCGCGAUCCAGAAAUAAUCAACGACAUGCUGAUAAAAGACUUCUCGUCUUUCCCCGAUCGUGGUAUUUACUCGGAUUUCGUGGCCGAACCAUUGACGAACAACCUGUUACUCAUGGAAAACCCUCAAUGGAAAAUAAUAAGAAACAAAUUGACCCCUGCUUUUACGGCGGGAAAGCUAAAGACAAUGUACGAUCAGAUCAAAGAGUGCGGCGACGAAUUGAUGAAAAACAUCGAUAUAGAUUUGAAUAGAACCAGCAACGAAAUAGAAGUAAAGGACAUCAUGGGAAAGUAUUCUACCGACGUCAUCGGCACUUGCGCUUUUGGGCUCAAGUUGAACGCCAUAAACGAUGACGAAUCCCCAUUUCGUAAGUAUGGCAAAUUAAUAUUCAAACCUUCACUAAGAGUCCUUAUGAGAGAAUUGUGUGUGAUGAUUACUCCUGCACUUUUGAAAGUCGUAAGACUGAAAAAAUUUCCAACGGCCGCAACAGACUUUUUUCACGCGGCGUUUAAUGAAACGAUGACUUACAGACUUGAGAAUAACAUAGUCAGAAAUGACUUCGUUCAUUAUUUAAUGCAAGCGAGAAAUGAUUUAGUUUUGAAUACAGAUUUACCUAAACAUGAAAAAUUUGCUGAAUCACAAAUCGUAGCAAAUGCUUUUGUAUUGUUUGCUGCUGGUUUUGAAACUGUGUCCUCGGCUAUAAGUUAUUGUUUAUAUGAAUUAGCAUUAAAUAAAUCUAUUCAAGACAGAGUACGCAAAGAAAUACAACUACAACUGUCCAAAAAUAACGGACAAAUUAACCAUGAACUUUUGAUUGAUCUUAAUUACUUGGAUAUGGUUAUAGCAGAAACACUCCGUAAGUAUCCUCCACUGGUUGCUUUGUUCAGAAAAGCAUCACAAACGUAUCGAGUACCCAACAGUUCAUUAAUAAUUGAAAAGGGCCAAAAAAUUAUAAUUCCAAUUUAUGCGAUUCAUUACGAUAAUAAGUAUUACUCGGACCCUGAAAAGUUUAUUCCUGAAAGAUUUUCGGCUGAAGAAAAAGCAAAACGGCCAAGUGGUGUUUAUCUUCCAUUUGGCGACGGACCUCGAAUAUGUAUAGGUAAUUUUUUUAAUGGAUAAUUUAAAUGCAAUAUA
Messenger RNA from Acyrthosiphon pisum (pea aphid), 1882 nucleotides. Its product is annotated as putative cytochrome P450 6a13. Lineage: Eukaryota; Metazoa; Arthropoda; Insecta; Hemiptera; Aphididae. Gene Ontology annotation, molecular function: monooxygenase activity; heme binding; oxidoreductase activity, acting on paired donors, with incorporation or reduction of molecular oxygen. The record is from RefSeq and is a predicted model, not a curated record. The transcript has 3 exons. Bases 482 to 1867 code for a protein of 461 amino acids.